AUGGAGGGCGGAGAUUUUGAGGGGGAUGAGCAGCAGGUGAUGAGCGAGGUUCAUCUUGGGUGUCCACCUGGCUCCUCUGGGCCCAAUAUUUCCCAUUUCACCAUCUCCAUUCCACCUGGCGUCGAUUGUAGAAGGUUUAAUCAUCUGUUUAAAGAUGAAAAAGUCCCUAUGCACCAAAUGGUUUGUGUGGAUGAAGAUGGUGAUCUUAUGCUAACCAGACGCCAUGGACAUGGCCAUUCGCCUACUCGUAGUUUUAGUGCAACCAUCCAGCAUAAUAUCACAUCAUCAAUUCCAAAUGUUGGGCUGCAGGUUUGGAAGGCCGAAUUACUUUUAUCUGAUUUUGUGUUGCAUAAGAUGUUUACUUCGUCUGAUUUUGAUGGGAUUAUUUCAUUAGAACUUGGAGCUGGAACAGGGCUAGUCGGUAUGUUGCUUGCACAUGUUGCUAAAACAGUGUUCCUAACAGACCGUGGAGAUGAAAUCCUUGACAAUUGUGCAAGCAAUGUUGAUCUCAAUUCUGAAGUGUUAAACUAUCAAGGAAGCAUUCAUGUCCGUGAACUUGAUUGGAUGGAUUCCUGGCCACCCUCAACAAGUUCAGGAAAUUCGACAUGUCAUAAAAGGUAUUCUUGGACAUCCUCGGAUGUUGAAGAAGCUGAGAGAGCUUCUUUGCUUGUAGCUGCUGAUGUAAUUUACAGUGAUGAUCUAACUGAUGCUCUUUUCUUUAUUCUAGAGAAACUUAUGUCCCUUGGUCCAAAAAAGGUUUUGUACUUGGCAUUGGAAAAGCGCUAUAACUUCAGCCUAGAUGAUCUUGAUGUUGUGGCAAAUGGUUAUUCACAUUUCCGAAGUUAUCUUAGAGGGGAGGAAGAAUUUGACAACCUUAUACAUGGAUCCUCCCCUUGUUUUGUGGGUAAAUGUUUUGACCUGUCAUUAAUUCCGCAAUAUGUUGGAGAGUAUGAGAGAGGAAAUGAUGUAGAGCUUUGGCAAAUUAUGUACGAUGCAAGAAAACCUAAAUCAGGAUAUGCUAGUGACUGA
This is a messenger RNA of Dovyalis caffra, 1029 nucleotides long. Lineage: Eukaryota; Viridiplantae; Streptophyta; Magnoliopsida; Malpighiales; Salicaceae. The record is from the annotation of a GenBank genome assembly.